UUUUGAAGAAGAGUAAACAAAAAGCAAAAAUAUGGCCAAUUUUAAUUGGCCAACACCAGUGGCAGCCAGAUCUCGCCUCGUCUUUCCAACUGAGUGAACAGCCUUGGCCAUGGAUCGCAAUUUAUAAAAGCAACGAGUCGACAGCGUUUUCGCUGGAGUAUCAUUCGAAGAUCGUUGGCGGUUGGUAGCAAGUGGAAGUGGACUCAAGUCGGAAUAUUCAUACGAUAUAUCAGCAAGCAGAACAAUGACGCGUCUCGAGUGGCUGCUGCUCCUGGCGUGUGCCGCCAGCAUUGGAGCGGGUGUGGAGGCCGCCACAACUCAAAUGCAGAGACGACGCCGGCACAGCAUCGUUGAGAGUGCACAAGCUGCCCCUGCAGCUGCAGCUCCAGCUGGCAGCAGCGAUUGGGGAUUGGGACCGGAGCUGACAUUGGCCCGGCGUGUUUACGACGAUUGCCAGGGCAAGAACGACUUCGUUGGCUGCCUCAAGCAGAAGGCGCUGCACGCCUUGACGCGCGCCCUGGACCAGGACUCCAUUAAAAUCGUGGACGGUCUCGUGCUCGAGAAACAGAACCACAGCGACACUGAGAGCAUCAUCGGGUCGCUGACAGAUGCCAGGCAGUUCGGCAACCUAGCGCCCAUCGAUCGCGCUCUGCUCUCCAAGGCUGACAAACUAAUGCGCACCCAUGCGCUCAAAGUAGACAUGGACCUGGACUUGGACGUGGGCGUCGGUCGCGAGCAUGAGCAUAAGAAGAAGAAGCACAAAGACGGCGGRCACAUCAAGUAUGUGAUUGCUGCCCUGCUAACGGCGAUGGGCAUUGCCGGCCCGCUCGGCCUGAAGGCGCUUGCCGCUAUUGCCGGCAAGGCGCUUGUGAUUAGCAAGGUCGCCCUGACCAUUGCGGGCAUCAUAGCGCUCAAGAAGCUCUUCUCGCACGAUCACAGCGAGGAGACCAGCUUCCAGGUGCACGCCGGCGAGCACAACAGACGCAACACGUACGUCAUCAGGCCCGUCUCGAAGACAAAUGCUGGCGUGGGCGUAACAGCUGCCGGCGGCAGCUCCCCGGUGGAUCCAUAUCGCUACUACUACGAGUACCACCAGAAGUAGAUACAGAGCUCAAGUCUUUGCUCAAGU
Drosophila arizonae is the source of this 1129-nucleotide messenger RNA. RefSeq names its product Osiris 21 (gene Osi21). The record is from RefSeq and is a predicted model, not a curated record. NCBI's taxonomy places the organism in Eukaryota, Metazoa, Arthropoda, Insecta, Diptera, Drosophilidae. Gene Ontology annotation, cellular component: membrane.